Ceraceosorus guamensis is the source of this 276-nucleotide messenger RNA. RefSeq lists its product as hypothetical. Lineage: Eukaryota; Fungi; Basidiomycota; Exobasidiomycetes; Ceraceosorales; Ceraceosoraceae. The record is from RefSeq and is a predicted model, not a curated record. The transcript is spliced from 3 exons. The coding region runs from base 1 to 276 and encodes 91 amino acids.
AUGUCCGAUCAAUCUGCUCUCUCUUCUGCUGCUGGUGUAGCUGCUGGACACGCCAAGCUAGCCCAAGGUGCCGCCUCAGAAGCGAUCGGCAAUGCGACUGGCAGCGAAGCGUGGCAGCAAUCCGGUGCAGACACGAAAGCGGCCGCUACUCAAGAGAUCAAGCAAGCUGCUCAGUCAGGUCCCGAUGCCAAGGCUCAAGGUGGCGUGACUGGUACGGCCGCCGAGCUUGCUGACAAGGCUUGCCCCCAGACUGGCGACGGCGUUGGCAGCAAGUGA